AUGCAGGCUCCAAAGGAUGUGGGCGGCUUCUUUCCAAGGCAUCAUUUCAGUUCGUUGGUUCUGCCAGGCUGUGGAGCUACCGGUGGUCCGUUGCUGUUCCUGGGAGGGCAGAAAGCAUCAGGCGGUUGGUGUUGCAAUGACGUGUGGCGGUGCACCUUGUCGAAGACGGCUUGGCGCGAUUGCAACUGGAAGCUCAUCUCAGCACAUGAUGAAGGCUAUAGCGAUGAUCGUGGGCGGCGCUGGCACCGGAAGUGGAAGCCGCGGUGCAACUUUGCCGUUGCUGGGGCUUCAGCACGCAGAGGCUACUUGCUGUAUGUUGCAGGCGGUGAAGAUGCAGCGGGAGGUCGCUUGAACGACCUCUGGGCCUCGCAGGAUGGUGGACUCUCCUGGCGUUGCAUGUCGCAGGCGUCUCCAUGGUCCCCCCGUGCCGCUUGUGCUCUCUUGAGCGUCUCCGGGCGACCGGAACGGCUGCUGCUCUGUGGAGGCUUGGCGGCGGCAGCCGAAGUCUGUCAAGAUCUCUGGAUGAGUGACGACGCAGGCUUCAGUUGGCAUCGGCUGCCGGAACCAUCCUGGGCUCAUAUCACCGGGCGCUUUCGAGCAGCCUUGAUGCCUUUGGAGGUGGGCCAGCACAGGGGCGACGGCGCAGUCCCCAUCCUGAUCCUGGGCGGCUGCUUCAUCGACGGUGGCGAGGGCGGCGGCUUUGGCGGCUAUGAGCGGCUCAUGCACGAUGCUUGGGAAGGGCAUGUGGACUUUGAGACGCAGGCCGUGCAUUGGAAGCCUUGGGGCACUCAGAUGGACGAGCGAGGGAGGCGUUGGGCACGGCUCGGGAUGGACGUGGCCAGCUGCACGAAGGAGCGCGACUCGCACCUGGUGGCGUUGCUGCCAGGGCACCCGUCGGUGUCCGUGGCACCGCUCUGCGCUCCGGAGAAUGCCGAGAGCUUGCCAUGGCGCCCUGCCCAGGAGCCGCACCUUUUGAGAGAGGCCUUAAGGCAUCACUGGAGCCGUUCCAUCUCAGUCCAAGAUGGCUAUGGCCAGUGCCACGUCCGUCUGAGCACAGCACUGCGAGCGGUGCCACGCUUGGUGUUGGCCUUCGAUGAAGGCAUUUUGAUCUCCAGCUUUGAGGAGUGGCAGAGGCAAGUGACCUUCCUUUUGCUCGUGGCUUUACGCCAAUCGCGCCGCCCAGUGGCGGCGCUGCCUGUGGAUGUGUGGCGUCAAAGGAUCCUUCCGGCGGUGCUACCAGGUCUCUGA
Molecule: messenger RNA, 1248 nt
Organism: Durusdinium trenchii
Lineage: Eukaryota; Dinophyceae; Suessiales; Symbiodiniaceae
Source: the annotation of a GenBank genome assembly